Molecule: messenger RNA, 611 nt
Organism: Emiliania huxleyi CCMP1516
Lineage: Eukaryota; Haptophyta; Isochrysidales; Noelaerhabdaceae
Exons: 2
Coding region: 150-551 (133 amino acids)
Source: RefSeq, a predicted model, not a curated record
AUCAGCAUCACCGCCCGCACCACCGCCCUCUCCCGCCGUCCCGCCGCCUUUGGUUACCCGCGACGGCGCCGCUAUGCCGCUCGGCGGCGAUCGACUGCAGAAUGACACGCCGCCCAUGCUGAUCGGUCCGCCGCCUCUGGCUACCCGCGAUGGCUCCGCGUUGUAAUCAAGUCGAUGCAAGUCAAGGUCCAUCCCACAUGGGCCCCGCGGGGGAGGCGCCGGCGGUGGUGACAGAGGCGCAGGGCUGGCGGCUGCACCUCUCGAGUCGCAGCAGCACCGGCUACGCAGGCGUGCGCAAGCAGGAGCAGGCGUCGGGCUCGCGCGGCUGCCGACUUCCCUGGGCGUCGGGCCGCUUCGCGGCGUACCACACGGUGGACGGACGACGGGUCUACAUCGGCUCUUCGACUCGGCGGUGGAGGCGGCGUUGGCACGCGCGGGCGGAGGGGUCGGUGGACGGACAGGUCGCCGCCCGCCGGGCGCGAGGUGCGCUAGACUGGGAGACCACCUCACUAUGGGGCCUGGACCCAGUUCUCAUGAUUGUACAUGACUAGCGAUGUGUUAUAGUUCCUCUUGUGUAAGUAAGACGCGAUCCCGCCCAAGGGGCGUCUACU